Messenger RNA from Magnolia sinica, 3416 nucleotides. RefSeq names its product putative E3 ubiquitin-protein ligase LIN. NCBI's taxonomy places the organism in Eukaryota, Viridiplantae, Streptophyta, Magnoliopsida, Magnoliales, Magnoliaceae. The transcript is spliced from 7 exons. The record is from RefSeq and is a predicted model, not a curated record. The coding region runs from base 138 to 3137 and encodes 999 amino acids.
UGUCCUGAUUUUGCUGUCUCUGUUGGAGUCUCUACCUCCCCUUUUCCCAGUCCUUUUGUUUUCUCCUCUCCCAGAAAUGCAUCUCCACCUUCUUCCUCUCUCCCCCCCACCCAAAAAUCCGAUCCUAUCCUCGCCAGAUGUCGUCCUUACAGGACCUUCUUGCCGAGGACGGCUUCCACCGCCGCAGCUCUUCACGACCCACCAAGCCAAAAAACCGACUCACUCCCGACAAUUCAGUAUCUCUUCCAAUCUACAUCUGCCGUGACCGUAAGACCAUCCACCGCCCCGAAAAGUCAGUCACCCAAAAUGGGUCAUCAGUGUUUCCCUCCAAACGGGCAGCCCCAAAGGCAGCGAGUUCGAAUUCCAAGUCACGGGCCUCAGAGGAUUCGCGCCAGGACGAGCCGGCGAUCGAUGAGGUUGCAGUGCGAGCAAUCAUCUCAAUCCUCGGUGGGUACGUUGGCCGAUUCAUGAAGGACGAGAGCUUCCGGAACAGGGUCCAUAGUACCUGCAUGGCUUGCAUAGCACAGAGGAAGGAUCCAGAUGACCCCAUGCUCACAAACAUGGAAUUGGGUAUCGAGAGCAUCGAGAGAUUGGCGGAGAACGGCAGAGUGGUGACGAAGGAGUUGAGAGUGCGGUCCCUACAGAAUUCAAUAAGGCUAUUGAACAUCAUUGCAUCAUUGAAUUCUCCCAAUUCUAGGAAUGGAAACACCUGUGGGGUUCCAAAUGCACACCUCUCAGCUUGCGCGCAGCUCUACCUCGCAAUCAUCUACAAGAUCGAGAAGAACGAUCGGAUCUCCGGACGACAUCUCCUACAAGUGUUCUGUGAUUCGCCUUCCCUCGCACGCACCCACCUGAUUCCUGAUCUUUGGGAGCAUUUCUUCCUUCCCCAUCUACUGCAUUUGAAGGUAUGGUACAAUAAAGAAGUUGAAUUCAUAUCAAAUUCGAAUUCGGGCGACAAAGACAGGGUGAUGAAACUCCUAAGUAAGGCUUACAACGAUCGGAUGGAUAUGGGCACUGCCCAAUUUGCACUUUACUACAAGGAGUGGCUUAAGGUUGGAGUGAAAGCGCCCUCCGUUCCUUCCGUUGAUCUACCAUCGAGAUCGUGUUAUGAUUUCUCGAGGAAACAGUCAGUGUCAAUGGGUUCGCGGCCGCCGUCCAUCAAUAAAAGCUUAUAUAAAACUGUUUUCGGCCCUUCCUUUGAACGGGCAAUGGAGGAAUGCAAAGGGAAGAACUGCGAUUUCUUCAAUGAAGAUGGUGAAGUUGGUCCUUUUUCUGUUGGAAGAGAUGUGUUUGCAGAGGAAGGGCUGAGAGUCGAAUCGGAGAAACGCAAGCUCAGUGACUCUGUUCAUAGCAACAUCAGAUGCAAUCAGCGAUUGUCUUUCCAGUUACAUCAAAACCCAAGAUCUGAAUCCGACUACUUCCGCUUCUUCAUGUGCCGUAGCGAGCCAGUCACCGGUGCAGCCCACCAGAGCAGCACACGCAAGAACGGAUCAAUAACAAAAGAACCCAACACCCAUGUUUCUCUAUCCAAUAUCAGCAAUGCCAUUACCACCAUUUCCUCAUCCGAUAGCCUGACCGACUGUGAGAUUGCAAUCCGUAUGGUCGCAAAGACAUGGUUGGACUCACAUGGAGAUCCCAUUGUAGAAACAGCACUAUCCAAGGAAUCCGUAAUCGAGGGGUUGCUAGAAAUCAUGUUUUCUUCUGACAAUGAUGAGAUCUUAGAACUAGCAAUCUCGUUGCUUGCGGAAUUGGUAGUGAGGAAUGAGGCAAAUAGGCAGAUUGUUUUGAAUGCAGAUCCACAGCUCGAAAUCUUCAUGAAAUUACUAAGGAGUAGUAUUCUUUUCCUCAAGGCUGCUGUGCUUCUGUAUCUUCUGAAACCAAAGGCGAAACAGAUGCUGUCGCCGGAUUGGGUGCCAUUAGUUCUACGGGUGUUUGAAUUCAGUGAUCGCCUACAAACGCUGUUCACAGUGCAAUGCAGCCCGCAGGCAGCCGUAUUCUAUUUGAUGGGUCAGCUUCUGACAGGCUUCGACGUUGAUAGGAAUGUGGAGAAUGCCAAACAGGUGGUGUCGCUUGGGGGGCUGAAGUUGCUGAUCCGACGGCUCGAAUUGGGUGAUUCGUUCGAAAGGAAGGUCACCGUUUCGCUUUUGAUGGCUUGCAUCCAAGCAGACGGAAGCUGCAGGCAUUACUUAGCCAGCAAUAUAAAGAAGUCUUCUAUACUCGAAUUGCUACUCGGAAGCCAGAGGAAGUCGAGUGCAUACACUCUUUCAUUGCUGAUCGAGCUCAUCUGUCUUAAUAGAAGAACUCAGAUCAACAAGUUUUUGAAUGAACUGAAGAAUGAGGGUUGCUUGAAUGCAAUGCACAUCUUGUUGGUCUAUCUCCAGCGGGCCCCACCUGAACAACGCCCGUUGAUCGCAGUUGUUCUAUUACAGCUUGAUCUGCUGGGAGAUCCUUCACAGAGCAGUGUAUAUAGAGAAGAAGCCGUGGACGCCAUUGUAACAGCUCUAGAUUGCGGCCCACAUGAUGAGAUGAUCCAAGAACAGUCAAGCCGGGCUCUUUUGCUCUUGGGCAGCCGUUUCUCUUACACGGGAGAGCCAUCAACCGAGCAAUGGCUGCUUAAGCAAGCUGGAUUGGAUGAUGUGCCUUCAGAUUCUUUCAGCAGCAAGGAGAUAGUCAUUAAAGAAAUCACCCAAUUGGAGGAAGAAGAAAAUGCGACAGAAGAUUGGCUAAGGAAGGUGGCCACUAUCUUGCUGACGAGUGGCAACAAACGAUUCGUGACCGUUCUUUCGAAGUCUAUAGCCAAUGGUAUUCCACGCUUGGCACGAGCAUGCCUAGUCAUUGCUGCGUGGAUGAGCGGCUCAAUCUCAUCAAUCCAGAAUGCUAAUAUCCGGUCGAUGACAGCAGCGAUUCUCGUCCCUCGAUUAAUGGAGAGUUUGAAUUAUGAUAGAGCACUAGAAGAGAGAGUUCUUGCUUCACUAUCACUGUUGAAUUUUGUUAGGAAUUCAGAUUGUUUCUCUAUGAUUGCUCCAUUGGAUGAAGAGUUUGUGGGCCCACUACAGAAUCUGGCUCAGGUGACAUGGACAGCGAAGGAGCUUCUAUCGAUGGCUAGGAUCGAUUCGACAUUUGAGAUCAAGCUCUAGUAAUUACACUAAGUGAAGAGACUAUGCCAGCAUUGAAAGGAGUAUAUAUGUUAUCAAAAUAAGCUCAUAUGAAGGUUAUUUUUGUGAUUUGUUGAGUGUCUAGAGAUGGUUGGAUGUGCAUAUGCCAUUCCUAGGUGUAAGGUCUGGGUAGUUUUGUCAUUUUAUUUUUGUAAAGUCAAAAGGGUGUUUUUGUGAGUAGAAAAGGAGAUGUUUGGUAAGAGUUACUAAAGAUGUAUGUGAUUUUCAUUUUUUCAUGUGAAAAGCAUUUGUAUUGCAGCA